ACAAGCUAAUUGGAAAAAAUACUUCCGGCAGCCUACGACCACUAAUCAACAAACCAGCUUUCUAGGCUGGUUGGGACCCUCGCCUCAGGGAUUCGGAGUAGAACAGCUGCCCAGCCGAUUCCUGGAAUACGGUGCACAAGCACAGAGGGGGGAAGAGGGUUAACGUGAUCUCUGUUCAGCCUCAGAUGGUGGUGGUCAGAUUCCUUAUCCAGGAAGUUCCUCCUGUGUGCUUCUGCUGCGGACACAGAACUUGCAUUCUUGGCCUUUGUCUCCUCCCAUAAUACCUGAUAUUCAGUAAAUGUGUGUUGAACCGGAAGAUACAUAUGAGCAAUGAAUCUGGAAAGGGAGAACAUCUUUGGUCCUACAGUUUUGCUACACUGACAUUUUUCAAAGCUUGCGCUUUGUGUAAAUAACUGGCUAGACUUCAUAUUUUCCACUACAGAAGGCUACAAGCUACAGUUCUCAGAGAUUUAAACAUACUACUUUGAGGAUAUUAUCUACGUUAAGCCCAAGGGUUCUUCCUUUCUUAUUCCAAAAUGCUGAGAUAUUGGGGAGAGAUACCCAUGUCAUCGAGCCAGACCAACAGAAGUUCCUUUGAUCUGCUUCCACGGGAGUUCCGGCUGGUGGAAGUCCAUGACCCUCCACUGCACCAGCCCUCGGCCAACAAGCCCAAGCCUCCCACCAUGCUGGACAUACCCUCGGAGCCAUGCAGCCUCACCAUCCAUACCAUUCAGCUCAUCCAGCACAACCGACGCCUUCGCAACCUUAUUGCCACAGCUCAGGCCCAGAAUCAGCAGCAGACAGAAGGUGUCAAAACUGAAGAGAGCGAGCCUCUGCCCUCCUGCCCUGCGACACCUCCUCUUCCGGAUGAUCUUCUUCCUUUAGAUUGUAAGAAUCCCAAUGUACCAUUCCAGAUCCGGCACAGUGACCCUGAGAGUGACUUUUAUCGAGGGAAAGGGGAACCUGUGACCGAACUCAGCUGGCACUCCUGUCGGCAGCUCCUCUACCAGGCGGUGGCCACCAUCCUGGCUCACGCAGGCUUUGAGUGUGCUACCGAAAGCGUGCUGGAGACCCUCACCGACGUGGCCCAUGAGUACUGCCUUAAGUUCACCAAGCUGCUGCGCUUUGCCGUGGAUCGGGAGGCCCUGCUGGGACAGACUCCCUUCCCUGACGUUAUGGAGCAGGUGUUCCACGAAGUGGGCAUUGGCAGUGUGCUCUCCCUCCAGAAGUUCUGGCAGCACCGCAUCAAGGACUAUCACAGUUACAUGCUGCAGAUUAGUAGGCAACUCUCUGAAGAGUACGAAAGGAUUGUCAACCCUGAGAAAGCCACAGAGGAUACAAAACCUGUGAAGAUCAAGGAGGAACCAGUGAGCGACAUCACCUUUCCUGUCAGUGAAGACCUAGAGGCUGACCUUACCUCUGGAGACCAGUCUCUGCCCAUGGGAGUUCUCGGGGCUCAGAGCGAGCGCUUCCCUUCUAACCUGGAGGUGGAAGCCUCACCACAGGCUUCAAGUGCAGAGGUCAGUGCUUCUCCUCUUUGGAACCUGGCCCACGUGAAAAUGGAGCCUCAAGAGAGCGAGGAGGGCAACGUGUCUGGGCACGGUGUGCUGGGCAGCGAUGUCUUCGAGGAGCCCAUGUCAGGCAUGAGUGAGGCUGGGAUCCCGCAGAGCCCCGAUGACUCAGACAGCAGCUACGCGUCCCACUCCACAGACAGCCUUAUGGGGUCCUCCCCUGUCUUCAACCAGCACUGCAAGAAGAGGAUGAGGAAAAUAUAAAAGGAAAAGGCCAGACCCAAAAUCCUACAGGAAACCUUGGUUUGAUCAGAAUUUGUUUCUGUAAACAGGGAUUUGAUUCUUAUUUUUAAAAAUUAGGCUUCACUAAUUUCAGAAAAACUGGACUUAACCAAGUAAGUUUGCAUUUACUGUGGCAGCCAGCUGUGGUUUCCACAGCAACUAAGACCACUGUGCCGCAUUCCUUAGGGUCUCUGUGGCUGGUUUUCCUCGAACAGCUGAGAAGAAUCACGCCACUCUGCUAUCAGUCAUGCAGGGGUGGGGACCGAGAUGUCUGCCCAGCUUCAAAGUGGUAUUUGAGUACUACAAAUUCAUGCUGAUGCCAGCUUUCAUUCAAUUUUGAUUCAUUUCGAUUCACUUUUGGUUCAGGUCGCUGGGAAUUCAGUACAAUAGCUAAUAAGAAAUAGCUAAUACAACAAAGCUUCCCACUAGUCAUCUUUUUAACAAUGUUUCAGCUGCCUAUGAAGUCCCAUAAAUGUAUCAGGUCUGUGGUAACAAGCUUUCCUGUGCGUUCAGACAGCCCUCUCAGCUCACCCACGUUUUCUUUAACCUUCUCUAGACUUCCUUACCCUUUUUACCUUUAUUUCUCCUCACUCAGACUUUUACGUAAGGUUCACUGUGUACAUUUUUCUAGCUGUUCCUCACAUGAAGGAUUUUGUCCUUCGUGAAUGAAGCAGACAGGACCAGUCCAAGGAUCGGCUGUGCUUCUUCCCUGUGCUGUGUCUGCUUGGUCAUCAGGGGACAGUGGUCCACUUCUCCGAGUCCCUCGCCUACACACUGUGCUUCUGCUACCCAGUGGGCAGCCUCUGACAGAGUGAAACACACCUGUCCACUCCACACCCAACCCAAACGGCUUCCCUGUUCCACAUCCAGCACAGGAUGGGUCCUGCUGGUACCUGGCAGUCUCUUAGCAAGGAAAUGGGGUAGCACGGGAUUGGAAAUCAGUAACAAACGUUGCUUCAGAACUUGCUGCUGAGUGCCACUGUGUCCCAUGACACUGCUCAAGUUUGAUUUUCUGACACGGAAUACAAGUCCUGGGAAAUGCAGACAACUCUGAAUAGAGACCAAAAAUAAGGCACAGCUUUAAGUAAUAAGUUAGUGAGUGCCUUAAAUAUCCCAGGGAUUGAGAAUGAAGUGGCUGUAGCAGGUAGGUUAUAACUUCCAUGUUAAGAAGUAAGUUACAAACCUGACUGCAUAUCCUUAGCACACUUGUCUGGACCUUUCUUGUCCAGUCUUGGCUUCAUUUCCCCUUGUCUGCUAACAGGAAUGGCCAGCAGGCAGCCUGUGUAAGGUGGCCACCUGGGCACUUCACUCAUAGCAAACAUUUAUUAAAUACUUACUGUACACACUAGCUCAUGUGCAAGCAAUAAAAAGAUGGUUGAGAUUUGGUCCAGGCCCUUACAGAGCUGAGCGCAUAGGGGAGACAAAAUGUUUUUAUAGGGAGAGCUGGCAUCAAAAGCACUGCAGAAGAAAACUGAGUUAUGUUCAGAAUUUUGCUGUACAGAAGGUUUCCCCUUAAAGAAUAGGUCAAAUAUUACACCAGUGAGUUCCACUAUGUAGAAAAUACUGAAAUUAAUACUUCAUAAAAAUACUUUUAGUACUUUGGAAAGUUUGAAUUGAGAAAUAUGCCAGGCAUGAUGGCACCUAUCUAUCCUGGCACUCAGGAGGCUGAGGCAGGAGGAUCACCAUGAGUUGUAGGCCAGCCAGGGCUAUGUAGUGACUUCAAGGCCAGUCUGAAUUGUGUAACAAGACCCUGCCUCAAUAACAGAUAUCAGUAAUAAUAAAUUGAAGAACAGCCAUAGAUUACGAUCAGAGUAUGCUAAGGGAAGUCAUUAAGCCACCUGAAGGUUGGUACCCAAUUUACCUAGCUGGGAAGAUACCGUAAGCUUCUGAAAUGAAGCAUUGUUUCUCAUACUAGGGUGCACCAGAAUCACCUAGUGGGCUUAUUAAAACAUGCUGCUCGACCCCACUGCAGAGUUUCUACUUCAGUAAACUUUGCAAGGUGUUGCAUUUGAAUAAAACACCAGCGAUACUCUGAAAUUAUAUCAAAUACCAACGAGGCUCAGCUCAGGUGUUUGUACCUGGGAAGCUGAUGCACACCACCACCUUAGUGAAACAGGUUUGGACGUGACUUUAGGCCUCUACUAAACAGUGACUGUGACUGUGUAAGUUUUGACUUGAAAUCAUGACAGGCAGGCUUAUAACAAAGUUACAAUUAAAACCUCUUUAUCCAGAUCACCAUUUAAACCGGAUUCUUAUUUAGAAAUCACAUACUUUGCCACUUUCUUCAGCAAACCUGAUGUCCUAGGAUGAGCUACCUAGUGUGACACGCAUGUCACAUCAACAGUCUGGUCGCCAAGGAGAUCCUACUGCCACUCUGGACAAGCUUGUUUUCUCUCUCCAUGGUAAGAGUAACUCAAGCCAAGGGCCCAAGGCUGAGAAGUGGAUGGAUCCAGUCGACAGAGAUAGAGGUGGUCAUCAGGCAAUUCUCCAUGAUCCAUAGCAGCGAGGGAACUUGAGUUAAAUGGUGAAACUUCAGGUUUUGGCCUGAAAGCAGUCAAGAUAUUCUUCCGUGCAGAAAUACAAGGCAAAGGCCCAGGCAGAUCUGGCAUUUACUUGCUUGCUGCAAGAGUCUUCUUUCCCUUCUUCAUCUGAGUCAUGAGGUUUCCCUAAAAAGAAACUACUAUUCUGAAGAGAAAAAUAUUUUUUACAGUGCUAGGGAUCAAACCCAGAGCCCUGUGCACGCGGGGCAAAGGCUCUGCCAUGGUUCCCCGCUAACUCCCCAGCGAUACAAUGCGCAUCACAUCCCCCAGCCAGAGGUAAGGACAGUGUAUUCAUGGAGGUCCAGAAUUCGGCACUUCUGGAAACUAGUGACGUUCCGAGACAUUUAUUUGUUUCUCUUCCAGUACUGUGUCCUUGAUUCUUGCAUAAAAUUCUGAAAUGCUGGCUCUUCAUGGCUUUCCUCUGUAACUACAAGGAGGAAAAACAUGAUUUUCUAAAACUCUUCAGACAAGCAGAUCAGAGCUCCUACCACCCAUCAGCAGAAGCAGUACUGUAUUUCUAGGAAACUACUCACUUCUCACAAGGAAAGAUACCCCAGAAGCAUGCAGAACUUAGCAUGCUGCCAAGAUGUACAGCUUUAUAAGUGGGGAAGAAUACCUCAUUUAUUAAUGCCAUGAAUGUGACUCUUAGGUAUUUUUAUUUGCAUUUUUUAUUUCAUGGUGUAUUUUGCCAAAAGAAAAACAUACCCACACAGACCUAGUUGUAAAUGUCUAUGGCACCUUUACUCAUAAUAGCUCAAAUCAACCCAAAUGUCAAUUGGCUGAGGAUGCAAGCUGUAUAAUACAUCCAAGUAACAGAAUGUUACUCGGUAAUAAUAAAGGACACUGUACUCUACGGUACUGAUGAACAUAACGCCUAUACUCCAGGCAACAACAUGAACAAAACAUGAAAUAAUUAUGUUGUGUAAAUAAAAGUCAAAUAUAAAAGACUAA
Messenger RNA from Cavia porcellus (domestic guinea pig), 5284 nucleotides. It is a transcript of the gene Supt7l, whose product is annotated as SPT7 like, STAGA complex subunit gamma. The record is from RefSeq and is a predicted model, not a curated record. Gene Ontology annotation, molecular function: transcription coactivator activity; protein heterodimerization activity. Bases 537 to 1775 code for a protein of 412 amino acids. Gene Ontology annotation, cellular component: SAGA complex. Lineage: Eukaryota; Metazoa; Chordata; Mammalia; Rodentia; Caviidae. The transcript is spliced from 7 exons.